Molecule: messenger RNA, 1120 nt
Organism: Aspergillus ibericus CBS 121593
Lineage: Eukaryota; Fungi; Ascomycota; Eurotiomycetes; Eurotiales; Aspergillaceae
Gene: dph5
Product: diphthine synthase
Exons: 4
Coding region: 6-863 (285 amino acids)
Biological process (GO): protein histidyl modification to diphthamide
Molecular function (GO): diphthine synthase activity
Source: RefSeq, a predicted model, not a curated record
UCACCAUGUUGUACCUUGUGGGACUCGGCCUUGCCGACGAGACUGACAUCACCGUCCGCGGCCUGGAGGUGGUCAAGAAGGCCGAACGGGUCUACCUUGAAGCAUACACCGCGAUUCUCCUCGUGGACAAGGAGAAACUAGAAGCUUUCUAUGGACGUCCUGUUAUCGAGGCAGACCGUGAGAAGGUCGAGAGCGGCAGCGAUGAGAUUCUCGCCGACGCCGACAAGGUGGAUGUUGCCUUUCUGGUCGUUGGUGACCCAUUCGGCGCCACAACACACACCGAUCUAGUCCUCCGCGCCCGCGAAUUGGGUAUCGAAUCCAAGGUCAUCCCCAACGCCUCCAUCAUGUCCGGCAUCGGCUGCACGGGUCUGCAGUUGUACAACUUUGGCCAGACGGUUAGCAUGGUGUUCUUCACGGAGAACUGGAAGCCCUCGUCUUAUUACGACCGGGUCAAGGAGAACGUUCAGCUGGGUCUGCACACGCUGGUGCUGUUGGAUAUUAAAGUCAAAGAGCCGUCGUACGAGAACAUGGCUCGGGGACGGUUGGUCUACGAGCCUCCCCGUUUCAUGACUGUCGCGCAGUGUGCGAGUCAGAUGCUGGAGACUGAGGAGGAGCGCCAGGAGGGGGUUUGGGGACCGGACAGUCUGGCCGUCGGCGCGGCCCGUGUGGGAGCGGCGGACCAGAAGCUGGUGGCGGGUACCCUGAAGGAGCUGGCGGAGGUGGACAUGGGACGGCCUCUGCACAGUCUGGUGCUGAUUGGCAAGAGAGCGCACGACCUGGAGAAGGACUACAUCCAGCAAUUUGCCGUGGACCGGGCCACCUUUGAUGCCAACUGGCAGAAGGGCGGAUACGGGAGCAUGUAAGCUGUUGCGAGGAAACGACCAACGAGAUAGAAUUCAUACGCCAAAUGACAUGCUAAUGAACCAUGCAACCGAACACCAAGCCUUGCCAUAGCCAAUACGCUGUAAAUUCCCUCAUGCCGUCCUCCUCGCAAACAACCUCGUCAAGCGUUCCGGCAGUCGCAUCGUAGCAGAAGAAGGCGUCUCGGGCGGCGUCUGCGUCCUAUCACUCGCAUAAUCCGCAUCCCGAUCCCGAUCGCCAUCCUCAUAAUAAUACUCCC